AGGUGUUGUGUUCGGCAUGCCUCUCACAGAGGAAGCAAUAGCUCAGAUUUAUCAACUCAUCGUGUUCCUCAGCAAAAAUCUGCAUGUGGAGGGUCUGUUUCGGGUUCCUGGUAACAGCCUGAGACAGCAGAUGCUGAGAGAGCAGCUCAACAGUGGCGCCGACAUCGACUUCUCCUCCGGUGACUUCCAUCCCAACGAUGUGGCCACGCUCCUCAAGAGCUUCCUGGGAGAGCUGCCCGAGCCCCUGCUGACCCAGCGGCACCUGCACGCUCACCUGAAGAUCACAGAGCUCAGCCUGUUCGACGAUCACGGCAAUAAGACGAGUCUGCCGGAUAAAGAGCGUCAGAUCGAGGCACUGCAGCUGCUGCUGAUGCUGCUGCCCACCGCUAACCGAAGCCUGCUCAAGCUGCUGCUGGACCUGCUCUACCACACCGCCAAACAACAGCACAAGAACAGGAUGUCUGCGCACAACCUCGCGCUCAUGUUCGCCCCCCACGUCAUCUGGCCCAACAACAUGAAUGCCACUGACCUUCAGGAGAACCUGACGAAACUGAACAGCGGCAUGGCGUUUCUCAUCAAACACUCACAGAAGAUCUUUCGGGCACCGGUGUAUCUGAGGGAACAUGUGAGACUUCAGUUCGCAGACACCAGCAUGAUUCACUCCAAGGAUGAUCUGGAGCUGCUGUCAGUCGGCGGUUCUCCGUUCAUGUCGGCGUGGAAGAGGAGUGCAGCACGAGUGCGGUCAGACUCGGACAGUCACACUGAAGAGGCGCUUCGAGAGCUCUAUCGACACGUCACCCAUCACAUGCCAAACUCCGCCAAGAAGAAAAAACUCAUCCGACAGCUUGGCAAGCAGUCGACUCCUGGCACUCCUGUGAGUGAGAACACGACUCCUACCAGUAAAAAACACACGCGCUCGCGCUCCUUCGGUGGGCUUAUCAAGAAGAAGGUUUUGGGGAGCCAGCCUGCCGCAGACAGGAGGGGGAAGGAGAACAUCAGCUGUGAUCCAGUGAGCAGAAUGCCCUCAGCACCGGGUUCAGUGCCUUAUAUGUCUAUAUUGUGAGUUCUGCCCGAAUAGAAGACUUCACUCUAGACGACCAGAGGAGAUAGUUUAUAUUUUAAUUAUUUAUUUAUUUAGUUUUAACAUACUAAAAGUUGAGACUAAUUUUCAUUUAAUGUGUGAAUUCUUUUUUUUUUUAAUUCGCUGUAUGGUUUUAAACUGUUACGUCAGGUGUUGAUGGGUAAACCACUAGUCAGUUCCUCUGGCCGUUUAAACUGACCCAUGAUACGAUUAACUCACUCAGCUCAUUCAUAUUGCCGGUGUUUGUAUGUGUAAAUAUAUUUGCGUGUGUGGAAACGUGUGCUGAUGUCUGGACCAUAUGUAACUCGCAUUAUUCACUCAGUUUAUGCUGUAAUCAGAUUUUAAGGGAACGAUAGACAACAUUUACUCACAAAAGUGUAUUACUGUCAUUUAGAGAUCUGUGAGAAUAUAAACCGGUGCUUGUUUACAUAUUGUCUAAAUAACACUGUGAACGUUCAAAAUAUGGUAUUUUGUGACCAGAACAAGACAAAUGGGAUUUUAUUUUCAAAACUUGAUGUCGCUUUUCUGGCCCAAAUCAUCAGCCGACUAAAUGUGAUUUAACCACGAAGUCAAAUAGGUUCAUGUAUUUUUGUAU
This is a messenger RNA of Sinocyclocheilus grahami, 1676 nucleotides long. Its product is annotated as rho GTPase-activating protein 19-like. The record is from RefSeq and is a predicted model, not a curated record. Gene Ontology annotation, molecular function: GTPase activator activity. Gene Ontology annotation, biological process: regulation of small GTPase mediated signal transduction; signal transduction. The transcript is spliced from 9 exons. The coding region runs from base 17 to 1063 and encodes 348 amino acids. Lineage: Eukaryota; Metazoa; Chordata; Actinopteri; Cypriniformes; Cyprinidae. Gene Ontology annotation, cellular component: cytoplasm.